AUUAGCAUAAUAGUUACUGAAGUCAGACAAGCAAACACAUGAUCAUGACAUCAGAGAAAUAUUGAUUGGUGCAUUAAAAAGGACCACCACUGCGCUCCAGUGUCGGGGUGGCAGCAGACAUUACAGCAGCAAGAAAUCUAUGCCGUGUUCACGCUUGAAUUCCCCCACACCAUCACCACACACCACACGGGACGGAUGUUCGAAGUCGUCGCUACCUAACUUGCCAACCAUCAAUGAUUACGUGUAAAGUCUGAUGAGGUUUGACGCAUUGAAAUACCGCAGAUCUGAAUAUAAUGCCGACCUUUCACAUUUCUAGAUCAAUAGUUUUUAAUGUCAAACACCUGGAAUAAACAAUCGCAGAGAUGCUGAGUUCAGAGUAAGAGUAGACAAUGCAAGAGAACUAGCUGACGUUCAAGAGGUCACCACCCGUCAGAAGAAAUCCUUGUGCUUUUGUUUACGUGUAUCCAGCUCGCAGGGGGAAGUUGUGGCCGCUUGGUGUACGAUCGACUGCAACAAUCUUAAACAGCAUAACCGGAUGAUUGCGACAUCACAAUAAUUAAACAUACACUGAGAUCGGAAUAUUGACACAACCGUCAACGGGUAAUGAUAAAGUACACGUAGGCCCUGGCGACAGAAUCACAAGUUCCAGUAAUCACUAUCUCACUAUCAUCAGCAGACAGGUCAUCGUCAGUGCAUGCUGGUUUUAAACCAGUAAACGUGUGUGCUUCGGUGUUUUGCAAUGCAAUCGGAUUCGGUGCAAUCUACGAGGUACAAUGUAGCUGAGCUAGCUGAGUACAAUUCUAUUCUAUUCUACAGAGACAGGCAUUGACAGGUACCGGUUUCAAAGAGAACAUGACACUUCAGUAACUGCAGGGCCUGUGACUAUAUGAUCAUAUUAAAUUAUGAUGAAUGCUUCUGAAGAAUGAGCUCAUCAUCGUACAUGUUGUAGAUGAAGUUGAAUUGAAGUUCAUGUUCGUUGCCUGUCCUGUUGCACCGACCAAAGACAAAGUCAUUGAGUAUUAAAGGACGACUGACUGCCUGUGCUGACCUCAAGUCAACAAAUACAAAGAACAGUGUGUUGUUUGAGAAUUCCAUGACCUGUUGGACUGUAUUGCAGAAAUGGCCAACAACAACCACAGAGAUGUGAAAUAUAGCAGAUUGGAAAAUGGCCAACAGCCCGAUGCCGGGAACAACAGCAGUGGUUUCGGAAAGAGUAUUAAGUUUGUGGCAAUACUUGCUGUGGUAAUAGUCCUGUUCACAUGUACAACGUGGGCAUUUAAAAAGCCUGAAAGUUCGAAAGCACAAGCGGGCAUUCAUUCUUUCAGUUAUGAACAUCAUCUAGAGACGGAAAUAAUCUUCAGCGCCCAAAGACAACAAGAGCAACUUGAAGAAAACAGUACCGUCACUUCUCAGGGAAACGCAGCAAAGGAUGCCAAGGAUAAGCCACAAACGGGUCCUGUAGUGGCAGUUGAAAGUCAAGGGAGUAGGGUACCCCAGAAACAACAACCCAUCAAAACGCUAUUUACAAGCCUCCACUCAACAUUUGACGGACUAAAGCUCGGGAAAAACAAGCAGAUCCCAACAUUGGCUUUUGUUCAAACAAGUUCAGACCUCAAACCGUUACUAGAGAGAAUAGGUUCAACAGUCAGCAUGAUUGAAAAUGACUUGAAGGGAAAUGCGGAGAAAGUGCAGGCGAUUUAUAAGAGGAGCCCACAGCACUCUAAGACGUUACAGGAUAUGCUUCUAUAUGACAUCAAGAUGGGCAGAGCAAAAGAGGACAGCAGUUCAGUAGUCGCACUUUUAUGGAUAAAACGGGCGUACCAGUUUAUUGAAAGAUUUCUGAGAUAUGUCGCAGACGGCCAACAGCCAGUUCCAGCUGCUCAAACUGCCUAUGAUGAGAUGCUUAGUAGAUAUCAUAGCUGGUUUGUCCGGAGUGCCUUUAAAAUUGCCAUGAACCUACUGCCGUCCAGGACAGAAUUCAUGGAGAAAAUGCUCGAGGACAAACAAGACCUGAAGAGACCAGACUAUGAGACGCAGGUGGUCUCCGAUAUGAAUCAUUAUUUAGACGGAAUGCUUAACAUAUUCAACAUUCUGGAAGAUUUCUACAAGGACCAUCACUUAGAGACGUAAAGAGAGAGUGAUGUGUAUGUUUUGAGUUUUUACCAACAAACUGUCACAAGGAAAUUUUUUUUUAACUGGUUCAGUUUCGCUACUUUAGACUAUUGUCCUGUCUUUAUGGAUAAAGACUCGAGUGUCGUUGGUAUCAAUUGGCUCACUAUUCUGUUUGGGCAAGUGUGAGUAUUUUAGUUGUAGUGCGGUGCUAUUUGUUUUAUUUGAUGUACACGCUUUCCGCUGCAGGCACACAUGCACAGGCUUAAAAAAUGUAAUAUUUUGGGUGACACCACCGAGUGCCCAUUGAAGACACAAAUGCAAAGUGUGUCAAAGAAACAUUUUUGAUGAUCGUGGUAGCUGCAUGGUGUUUUGAAGGAAGCUUCAAUUGCAGGCGACAUCAUUCACUGCCCUCAAAGUGAAGAUAUUAGACGUUUGUGUCAUAGUUAAUGACAUUCAACCAAAGCUAGUACAUGGCAUAUAAGUACACUUAUACCAUGAAUCAGAGUGCGACCUGGGUGCAAUGUUCUAAAACUACAUCGACAGGUACGCAUGUUCACAAUCGAUUUGCAUUAAUGGGACAUUUCCUCUGCAUAGCAUGACAAGAACUGCCCCCAUGUCUUUUGUUUUGUCUAUGGUAAAGCAGGGGGUGAAAAAAAGGGACGUUUUGGUUAUGGGUACCAGACUGAUCCUAAAAUUCCUACACCUUUGUUUUGCCAAGCAAAAAAUAGCUAAGUAGGAUUUGGAACUUUGCAUGGUGGAAAUACGACAUAGAAAGGUUUGCGGUAACACCAUGUAAAAACUAUCUUCUAACAGAAGGAAAAAAAGCAUAAAUUGAGAGAGGAACAUUGUAUACGUACACAAUCUGCUUUUCUCUUGCGAGUUUUUAUACAGUUUAGAUUGGUGUGAUUCGAUUCAUGUUCUGAAUUUUUUUUUUUUUUUCCCAUUUUUUAGGCAGUGACACCAAGUUAUUCAGAAUAAAGUAGAGAAAUAAUUCCUGACUAGCCUGCCCUAUUUUGAAAGGGCAUGUAAUCUGAAGCAGGAACUCUGUUGGUUUGAGCCUUCAUACACAGAAAAACAAAUUUUACAAGUAUUUUGCAAUAUGGUGCCUUAAUUUUUUCGUACAUAGCUGUACCUUCAGUGUUUUUUUGCAACUGCUGUUACAUGAGGCCAUUUUCGAAACCACUGUUUGGACUUGGGCACUGUUUGGCUCUGUAGGUUAUUCAGAAAUUGCUUUCCUUACAAGGGUCAAGUUUGCGCCAAUCGUUAACUGGUGCUCGCUCUUUGAUGACAUUAUGCUUUCAGCUUUCAGCGCAAACGCAUAGUCAUGCCGUGACUGGUGUCUCUACAUAUAUUAUAAUUUUUUAUAAUUUUUUUUAUAACUGGUCCACUCUGCACUAUGCUAUGAAAUCAGCUAUUGUUAACCAGCCUAGUAGGCUGGUUCCAAAUAGUCGGACUAGCGUAGUACAACUAUUGUUGACUAGACUAGUCCACUCUGCACUGUGCUAUGAAAAUGGCUAUUGGUAACCAGUGAUGCGACCAUGCCCGGUAGGCUGGUUAAAAAAAUCCAACUAUCAUCGACUAGACAGUGUUUGGGAUAACUUUGUCAGACAGGCAGACAGAGCCCAGGCUGGAGCCCAAAGGCUUAGCCCAAGCUUAAGCUUAGGCCCAGGCUUAAGCCUAUAGGCUCGAGCCCUGGUUUCAAAAACAGCUAAAGGAUUUCAUAACUGCAGCAUGUUAUGCAGAGGGAUCAAUGUGUGGUUUUUGUACUAUACUUUUACACUGUUAUGCAACUCUUGAUUAUUUUCAUGUAAAACUCAACUCGAAAGAUGUGAUAUAUUUGUAUUCAUUGUGAGGUUUAUUUCAGGUUUCUUUAGUUUACUUGGCAAUGAGGCGUUGUAGUUCAUAAACAUUACAUUUGUACUAUCAUAGCGUGCCAUGGCCAAGCGGUUAAGAGUGGGUGCAUUCGAUAAGCUUCCCUGGGUCGACCUCAAAGUGCUCACUCGGGUGAGCCCCUGACAAGAGAUAAUCAAACGAUCACACUCACCCUUUCGUGGUGACGGCUUGCAACUCAGGUCACCCCCAAGUGACCCACUCCACAAGCAGGGCACUGGGGGCUGACCCGGGUGAGCCCCGUCAAAGCUAUUCGAACGUACCGGGGCAGACCGGGGUCGACCCAGGGAGGCUAAACAAAUGCACCCAGUGUCGGACUGUAAGCUCUGAUGUUUCUCAUCAGCAGAGUGUUUGA
This is a messenger RNA of Asterias rubens (European starfish), 4357 nucleotides long. RefSeq names its product pleckstrin homology domain-containing family A member 8-like. Lineage: Eukaryota; Metazoa; Echinodermata; Asteroidea; Forcipulatida; Asteriidae. The transcript is spliced from 9 exons. Gene Ontology annotation, molecular function: ceramide 1-phosphate binding; ceramide 1-phosphate transfer activity. Gene Ontology annotation, cellular component: cytosol; membrane; cytoplasm. The record is from RefSeq and is a predicted model, not a curated record. Gene Ontology annotation, biological process: ceramide transport; intermembrane lipid transfer. The coding region runs from base 1120 to 2130 and encodes 336 amino acids.